CUAUAUCAGCCGCUCGUGUACAUUCACAUAUUAACCUAUGGACACGUAAGUAAAUCUUCCGUUACCAGAUCACAGAUAGGCCUUUCGAAAGUGUCUAUAUCUUUGCGUGCCAGUUUAGAAUUCCCUAAUUCUAAUUCAUUUCUUUUCUUAAAUUGUUUAGAAAAAAAAGGAUGGUAGGAAGUUAAGGUAAUUGUCCUCUUUUUCGACUGGAUGAAGUAAAGGAUUCUUUUGCUGCCGUGCCAAUAAAGCUACUGUCAAGUGAAAUAUAACAAAAAAAGGUAAAGAGAGGAGAAAAUAGACUUACUUCUUUUUUUCUUUUCAAUUUCAACUUGGUUGUGGAUGGAAGAGUACCAUGAAACACGGCUAUCAGCUGGUUGCUCCAGGCAACGAACCAUUUAAGGCUUUUCAAGGUAAUGGAGGAUGGGCUGAAACACUCUUUAGAAAUUCGAAGGCUCGGAUUUAUCGGAUCUGAAUGCCUCUUUGUGACUCACUUAGCUUAAAAAUAAAUUGUUUUGUCAUUCUAACACAGAGUGACCCAAUAUGCCCAGCAAAAGUGUGUCGGCGUCGAUGACUACUAUACCUUCGACAUCAGGCAGCACCGAGCCGGCAACAUCACCGCAACCUAAAAAGGCACAAGUGAUAUUUUUGCAACGAUCACCAAAGUUGAUUAUUAGCCGUAAUGGUGGUGAAACGGUACAGCAUUUCAUCCUCACUCAGCAACCGAUAGUUAAUGUAUCGGAUUUCCGAGCAGCACCGACAUCAACAGGAGUAGCAGGUUCAGCAUCAAACGAUACCGUAAUCAUUGGUACAAGUAGCGGCGCCACUGUUGAUACCUUCCGUCAAUCAGGAACUACUAGCACCAGCACCAGUCAUCAUCAUCAACCAUUGGAUGAUGAAGUAACGAAUGCUACUUAUGUGUAUACGACCGAAUAUCCGCCAUAUUAUCAGUACCAACCAAUACAUUCACCAACACAACAAACGUACGUCAUUCAGCAGCAGGGUUCACCCGGAUCUGUAGAGGAGGAUGUUGGAGCUCAGUUGGGUCAUACAACACGCGCUUCACCUGCUACUAUCCAGUGGUUGAUUAAUAAUUAUGAACCAGCUGAUGGUACUUCUCUCCCGCGUUGUACGCUUUACAGCCAUUAUAUCAAGCACUGCAAUGAAAAUAAACUCGAACCGGUAAAUGCAGCUUCAUUCGGUAAGCUUAUUCGGUCAGUAUUUCACGGCUUACGCACACGUCGACUUGGUACACGCGGUAACUCCAAAUAUCAUUAUUACGGGAUUCGGAUUAAGCCUGACUCUCCACUAAAUCGAGGCAGUAGUGUUGCGAUGACGUUGGGUGAAGAUUACAACCGCACACCAUUGAUAUCCUCAGCUCAGUCUGUAAAUCAGUUACCGCCAAGAAGUUCAUCUCGGCGUUCCACUUUGGGGUCCAAUUCAGUAAUUACUCGACGAACCAGUUCUACUGUGAUGGAAACAGACACAGCGCUUAGCCAGUCUAUAAAUUCCAGAUCGAGUCCACCUUCCACCUACGAACACAGUAUCUCAUCGAAUCAUGGUACUUUCAGUACAUAUCGGAAUCAGAAUGCUAAUCCUUUGAUAGGCGGCGAUAACUGCACAGACAUGGACAGAGAAAUUCUUGGUGAUGGUGAAGUGCCACAUGUUGGAAUACCCGACAUGCAAGGCUUGGAAAGUUAUUUGCAACCGUUAGGCUUAACUUUACAACAUGCAGUGCGUUUCAUUGAAAGCUACACGACAAAUUGUGCUGAAGUUUUGGAAUGCGUGAAACAGUUGCAUUUCGAUGUGGUAGAAGAGUGUUGGAUAACUUUUUGGCAACCGGAAAAUGAUCAGGACGAUGUGGAAGAUGAAGACUGUGCUAGCAAUGAUAAAACACUGAAAGGCCUCAGUCAAAUCCAACUGUUUCGUCUGUGUACAGUGCCUCAAAUGCAGGCAUUCGUCCAAAAUAUGGAUUUUUCAUUUUAUCAAGUGAUUGUCGAAGUUUUGAUUCCGGAUGUAUUGAGCUCUAACAUAUCAGGAGCAUUAACUUUACAAAUUCGUAAUUUUGCGAAAUCGCUGGAAAUACAGCUGAAGAAAGCAAUGCAAGGAGCUCCAGAUGUUAUUCAGAAGAAAAAACUUGUCGCUGUACGUACAUUGGCACAAACAUUAAGGCGAUAUACAUCUCUAAAUCAUCUGGCAUCUGCUGCACGGGGCGUCUUACAAAAGCCGGAUCAAAUUCAUCAGAUGCUUCAAGACUUCAACCGAGUUGAUAUAGCCAGCGUUCAGGACCAGGCUGGAUGGGUAUGCGAUUGUGAUCCAGUACUGGUAUCCAAUCUCCAGUCUGAUUUUCGAGAGAAUUUGCAGAAACAAAAAAGCUUAGAACAAUGGGCUGAAUGGAUGGAAGCUGUCGUUGAUCAGGUACUAGCAAAAUAUCAUGACAAACCUUAUGGUGUCUUGGCAGAUGUUUCGAAACAUUUUUUGAAGAACUGGUCUUUUUAUAGUUCCAUGAUAAUACGAGAUCUCACACUUCGUUCCGCUCAGUCCUUUGGUUCCUUUCACCUUAUCCGUCUACUUUUCGAUGAAUAUUUGUUGUAUUUGGUGGAAUUACGACUUGCUAAAGCUUCGAACAAGCCAGUCAUUUAUGUGAUGACACAGGUAAUGCAAAAUAUUAUACUCAAUGAAACGACUGCUGUAGGAACAGGAGGAAUGGAAAUCCUUGCACCGCAACCGAUCGUAGCAUCAAAUGGUAUUGGCCUGCUUCCAACCGGUAAUAAUUCGCAUUUCUUCACUUCGCUGGAAGCUCAUCCGGGUGUCAAUAUUGUUUAUAUGGAUGAAAGAUCCGGUCACACCCAGACCAUACAUUAUGUCGGUGUGGGGUCGAAUACGCCACCGCAUAUGGAUACGUUAGAACAAAUUGUCCAAAGUAGUGAAAUGACUUUAGAAGAUGUGAAGAAUGAUCUCGACGAAGGGGAAAGGAAGAAUUUGAAUCUCAUAUGAAAUAUGUAAAUCAGUUCGUUAUUAAGUAUUAUGUUUUCUAGCAUUUUGUUUUCACGAAAUUUAUUUGUUGUUUAUAUACAUUUUUUUUUAUUGUCUCUGUUCUUAAAAGGUGCAGAACUAGGGGUACAAAAAUAGAUGGAGGAAAGAUUUGAAUAAAAUUAUGUUUAGCAUCAAAAUGACGUUCUUACAACCUGCCCUAAACCGUGGUUUAAAAAAUUAUUACGAUUUUUAGUUUACCAUUGACAGUUGUACUACGGGAUGGAAUUUAUUUUCCAGAAAGACGAUUUAGAUUAUAAUACAGAUCCAGUUCGACAAUAAAGUUUCCAAUC
Loa loa (African eye worm) is the source of this 3323-nucleotide messenger RNA. Its product is annotated as transcription factor RFX3. NCBI's taxonomy places the organism in Eukaryota, Metazoa, Nematoda, Chromadorea, Rhabditida, Onchocercidae. Gene Ontology annotation, biological process: regulation of transcription by RNA polymerase II. The record is from RefSeq and is a predicted model, not a curated record. Gene Ontology annotation, molecular function: DNA-binding transcription factor activity, RNA polymerase II-specific; RNA polymerase II cis-regulatory region sequence-specific DNA binding. The transcript is spliced from 20 exons. The coding region runs from base 541 to 2994 and encodes 817 amino acids.